Molecule: messenger RNA, 1542 nt
Organism: Neoarthrinium moseri
Lineage: Eukaryota; Fungi; Ascomycota; Sordariomycetes; Amphisphaeriales; Apiosporaceae
Exons: 2
Coding region: 1-1542 (513 amino acids)
Molecular function (GO): iron ion binding; heme binding; oxidoreductase activity, acting on paired donors, with incorporation or reduction of molecular oxygen
Source: RefSeq, a predicted model, not a curated record
AUGGCUAUCGUCCACCUCAUCCUUUCGCCCUGGGCCAUUGCAUUGGUACCGGUGGUUUUGGGCUUGUACUACCUGAUUCCGUAUUUUGGUACCUACGGCAAGCUUCGGGGGAUCCCUGCUCCGUUCCCGGCCCAGUUCUCGAACCUAUGGCUCCUCUAUGUCACCCGUCGUGGGAAGCGGUACUUGUGUGCAGACGAGGUGCAUGAGAAACUAGGGCCGGUUGUCCGCAUUCAGCCAAACCACGUCAGCAUAGCGGACGAUGAGGCUAUCCCAGUAAUUUACGGCCAUGGCAAUGGAUUUUUGAAGGCUGAGUUCUAUGACGCCUUUGUCUCCAUCCGCCGUGGGCUCUUCAACACCAGAGACCGGGCAGAGCACACUCGCAAGCGGAAGAUCGUGGCGCAUACCUUUGCGCCGAAGUCUGUCGGGCAAUUUGAGCCCUACAUCCACUCGAACCUGGAGACCUUUGUCAAGAAAUGGGAUGAAAUCUCCGACAAUCAACGCCAGCCGGAUGGAUACGCCCACAUUGAGUGUUUAUCAUGGUUCAAUUAUGUUGCAUUCGAUACCAUCGGUGAUCUUGCCUUUGGGUCGCCAUUUGGAAUGCUUGAGGCGGGUGCGGAUAUAGCCGAGGUUCGGUCUUCCCCAGAUGCGCCGCCUAUCUAUGCCCCUGCAGUCGAGAUUUUGAACCGCAGAGGUGAAGUCUCUGCCACGUUGGGAACCCUGCCACAACUGAAGCCCUACGCUAAAUGGCUCCCUGAUCCGUUCUUCAGCCAGGGCAUGGAGGCCGUCCAGAACCUGGCAGGUAUCGCAAUUGCUCGUGUAAAGAGCCGACUGGAAAACCCGCCGGACAUUACUCGCAAGGAUCUCCUGUCACGUCUCCAAGAAGGCCUCGAUGAGAAGGGAGAACCGCUCGGUAUCGAAGAACUCACCGCAGAGGCUUUAACCCAGCUUAUUGCUGGCUCGGAUACCACCAGUAAUUCAUCUUGUGCCUUGCUUUAUCAUGUAACCAAGACACCUGGCGUUCUGUCCAAGCUUCAAGCCGAAUUGGACUCAGCUAUUCCAGAUGGUGUAGACGUACCAUCGUAUGAGAUGGUUCGAAACCUACCGUAUCUAGAGGCAGUUAUCAACGAGACACUGCGCCACCACUCGACGUCAGGUAUCGGGCUUCCUCGCCAGAUUCCGUUCGAUUCGCAAGGUGUACACCUUAACGGCUAUUACUUUCCUCCGGGAACCGUCCUGAGCGUGCCAACCUACACGAUCCAUCAUUCUAAAGAGAUCUGGGGGCCCGAUGCCACCGAAUUUAGGCCUGAGAGAUGGGAGAAUGUGACGAACCGCCAGAAGAAUGCAUUUAUUCCUUUUAGUCACGGACCGCGUGCUUGUGUCGGAAGGAAUGUGGCUGAGAUGGAGAUGAAGAUGAUUGCAGCUUCGUGGGCACGGAGGUACGAUGUGCAGCUCAGACAAGACAUUAUGGAAACGCGUGAAGGAUUUCUGAGGAAGCCGUUGGCGCUUGAGAUCGGAUUGAAGAGGAGGACUUCUGCGAAGUAG